Messenger RNA from Triticum aestivum (bread wheat), 2302 nucleotides. RefSeq lists its product as uncharacterized. Gene Ontology annotation, cellular component: cytoplasm. The coding region runs from base 163 to 1833 and encodes 556 amino acids. The record is from RefSeq and is a predicted model, not a curated record. The transcript is spliced from 7 exons. Lineage: Eukaryota; Viridiplantae; Streptophyta; Magnoliopsida; Poales; Poaceae. Gene Ontology annotation, molecular function: nucleic acid binding; nuclease activity.
AGCGGCAUCAACCCCACCACCCAACCACUUGCUUCCGAUAUGAUCUCUUUCACCUGCCCACCAAGUAGCACACAGAUUUAAGGUAGCCGGGAUUCUCGAAACAGAACAAAGCAGAAGCAUAGAGGGCGGAGCUACCCAUAGCACUGAUUAAUAUUAGAUCUCAUGGGGAACAUACACCAGGCCGGCGUCAAGAAAGAUGACCAUGGCGGCGGUGACAACCAGCAGCUACAGGUGGUCUCCGUUCUCGAGCUCCAGGCCGGCGUUGUGGAAGACCAGCCGCAGCCGCCUCUUGGCGGAUGGCAUGCCGUCGAGGCAACCUCCAUGUUGGAAAAUUGCAAGACAAACAGUACUGCUACAGAUGGAGGCACCAGCAGCAGGAUAGAUAUCCUCGGGCCUGCAACAGAACAGAAUAUCCCUAAACCAAGUGAUCCUCUUCAUCCAUGCCCGCCACCACAGUCGCUGCCGGAGGGUGUGCAGUCCGUGCUCAACACAUCACGGGAUUGCAGGGGGAUUGAUGCACCAGAGCUGGAUAUGGAAUAUGGUAUGGAAUCAAAGGAUGAAUUGGUGAGGCUUAUUGGGGGGAAGCGUGUUUCGAUCCUUGUCUAUGGGCCAGACAAAUAUGGACGGUCUCUUGGUGACAUCUACUGUGACGGCGUCUUUAUCCAAGAACAAAUGCUGAAAGGGGGCUUUGCCUGGCACUACAAAAUGUGCGACAAACGUCCUGAAUUUGCAAAAUGGCAGAGAGAGGCGAAAAAGGCGCGCCGAGGGCUUUGGUCAUUAGAUAAACCUCAGAAACCAUGGAUUUGGAGGAGAGAUAAUCCGCGCAUCGACAACAAGAAGGGGAAUGUAGAUGACAUUCAGGUAGAACCGCAGAACCAGGUCAAUGAGAGCAGUGUAGCUCUACCAUUGCUGAUAAUGAAAGAUAUGGAGGAUCUGGGUAGGAAAUGGAAAGGGAGUUUGGGAAAUUUUGUGUCCGAGAACAUGAAACUACACGAUCAGGUCCAGGAGUUAAAGAGAGAUAAGGAGGAGGCUGAGGAACGUGCUAAGAAGGCAGAAAAAGAAAUGGAAAGUGUUGUGGCUAACAACAUGAAGCUGAAUGCUCAGCUCCAGGAAUCUGAAACUAAUAAAAAGGAGGCCGAGGACCGAGUUUUACAGUUGGAUUUCUUCUCAGGAAGUGUUGCAGCUGUAAACAUGGAUUUGCACAAUAAGAUUGAGGUUUUAGAGAAUGAGAAUAAAAAGGUUGAGGACCGAGCCAAGGAGGCAGAAAGUGAAAUGGAGAGUGUUGUGGCUGAGAACAGGAAACUGAACGAUCAGCUCCAGGUAGUAGAGGGCCAAGUAGUGAAGUUGAAAUAUUUUUGUGAAAAGGUUGCAGGUGUAAACAUAGUUUUGCACCGUAAGCUGGAGGGGUCAGAGGAGAAGAAUAAAAUGGCCGAGGAGCAAGCCAAGGAGACAGAGAAGGAGAUGAAAACUAUCUUGGAUGACAAUAUGAAACUAAGUGGUCAGAUUAAAAAAUUAAAUAAGAUAAAUAAAGAGAUUACCGCCUUUGCUAAUAAUAGUAAAAGGAAAUUGCAAAGUGUUCUAGCCGUAAACAUGGAUUUGGAUAAGAAGAGGGAGGAGCGAGCUAGUUUGCCAGAUAAGGGAUUGGAAAUUGUUGGAGUUGAAAACAUGAAGGGGAAAUUACAAGGCAUAAGUCACAAGAAGAGUGAACAAACUGUGGAGACCCCAUCGGCAACUCCAACCAAAGACUCUGGCGUGAAAAAACCUACUGUGUGGCGGAUGAAAACGGCCGCAACGACAUCUUCGGCACCUCCACCAAAGGGUCAUUACGAAUAGACACAACUAUGUGUUGAAUAUAAGCUAUUGCCUAUAUAUUACAAGGCAUAAGUCACAAGAAGAGUGAACAAACUGUGGAGACCCCAUCGGCAACUCCAACCAAAGACUCUGGCGUGAAAAAACCUACUGUGUGGCGGAUGAAAACGGCCGCAACGACAUCUUCGGCACCUCCACCAAAGGGUCAUUACGAAUAGACACAACUAUGUGUUGAAUAUAAGCUAUUGCCUAUAUAUACAAGCUCAACGACGGCAUGUGUUGCUACAAAUUAAAAAAACUAUAUGUUAUAUAAUCUAGAAUCACGUGGCAUUUUGUGUUUCACCCGAGCAUAUUUCCUUUUGUUUUCUAUAAAUAAUAUAAGGACAUUUAAUUCUAUCGUAUUGAUCCACCCCUGUUGGAGAGGGUCUCCACGCUAUUCCGCUUUGAUCCAUCUGUAUGUAUGUUUACUCCUAUCUAUUAUAUUAUGCGGCUU